GGUUGUGUGCAAACUGAGAAAUAAGUUUUUAAACCUGUGCUGCGGUGAGAAGCUGUCUCGAUCCGAGCAAGCAUCAAAAUGCCACCCCGGGGCGGCUACUGUUUGCUUCUGCUCGUCGCUUUAUGUGUUUUUGUGAGCGGACACUCCAAGUUUCCCACUCUGGACCACAUCAAGCCCAGAGCCAGCGACAAAGCGCAGAGCAGAGCAGUGGUCGAGCUGCUGAGACGGCUGCUGGGGAACAGAUCCACGGAGUUCAUGGUGUCAGUCAACAGGAGCCUCUCCAACGACAGCCUGGAUGUGUGUGAGCUCAGGUCCACCAAAAACAACAAAGUGGUCGCCACAGGCAGCAGCGGAGUGGCUGUGGCUUCUGGCAUCUACAACUAUCUCAAAUACUUCUGCAACUGCCAUGUUUCCUGGUCCGGGGACCAGCUGGAUGUACCGAGUCCUCUGCCAAAGCUCACCGGCGUCCUGCGCAUCAACACCCCGCACAGGUUUCGGUAUUACCAGAACGUCUGCACUUUUAGCUAUUCCUCUGUGUGGUGGGACUGGCCAAGAUGGGAGAGAGAAAUUGACUGGAUGGCACUCAAUGGAAUCAACCUGCCACUGGCUUUCACUGGCCAAGAAGCCCUUUGGCAAGAGGUAUACCGUGCGCUUGGGUUGAACGAGUCAGAGAUUGAAGAGUUCUUCUCUGGCCCAGCAUUUCUUGCCUGGAACCGUAUGGCAAACAUGUUCAAGUUUGGUGGACCCUUGCCACAGUCCUGGCAUGUGAACCAGCUCCUUCUUCAGGUUAAAAUCUUAGAGCGAAUGAGAUCCUUUGGCAUGGUCCCAGUGCUGCCAGCCUUCUCUGGGAACAUUCCCAAGGGAAUCCUCAGGCUGUAUCCAGAAGCCAAUGUAACCAGACUUGGACCUUGGGCUCACUUUAACUGCAGCUUCUCAUGCGCCUACAUCUUAGACCCAAGGGACAAACUUUUCCUCCAUAUUGGCUCCCUCUACCUGUCCCAGGUGGUAAAGCAAUUUGGGACAGAUCACAUCUACAACACGGACACCUUCAAUGAGAUGACGCCACCUUCCUCUGACCCCACCUACCUGUCUGCAAUCAGCCGCUCUGUGUUUGCCUCAAUGACUGCAGUUGAUCCUCAGGCAAUUUGGCUAAUGCAAGGCUGGCUGUUCUUCAGUGAGUCAGCAUUCUGGAAGCCACCCCAGAUUCAAGCCCUGCUACAUGGAGUGCCCCUUGGACGAAUGAUAGUGCUGGACUUGUUUGCAGAGACUGAGCCAAUUUUCUCUUUCACAGAGUCUUUCUAUGGACAGCCCUUCAUCUGGUGUAUGCUGCACAACUUUGGUGGCAACAGCGGUUUCUUUGGCACAGUCGAGAGCAUCAAUUCAGGGCCGUUCAAAGCCUUACAGUUCCCAAACUCCACCAUGGUAGGCAUUGGCAUGACACCUGAGGGUAUUGAACAGAAUCCUGUGAUGUACGAGCUGAUGAGUGAGCUGGCUUGGCGUAAGGAGCCUGUCAAUUUGGCCAAGUGGGCGUCCCUGUAUGCAGCGCGCCGCUAUGGCCGCAUGCAAGACAACCUGACUGCUGCAUGGAGGCUCCUGUUUUCCAGCGUUUACAACUGCACAGUGCCACAUUACGUAAACCACAAUCACAGUCCACUGGUCCGCCGACCUUCCUUUCACAUGAAUACUGGCCUUUGGUAUGACCCGAAAGACUUGUGCAAAGCCUGGAAGCUCAUUAUGGAUGCAGCUCCCUCUCUUAUGUCCAAGGAGACCUUCCGGUAUGAUCUUGUGGAUGUCACGCGGCAGGUCCUGCAAGUCCUGACAACAUCUUUUUACCAAGAUAUCGCAGAUGCUUUCCAUAACCAAAAGUUGCCAGAGCUGCUGAUUGCAGGCGGUGUGCUUGUCUAUGACCUCUUGCCCGAGCUUGAUCGUUUGCUGAGUAGUGACCGCAACUUUCUGCUGGGGACGUGGCUGGAGCGGGCAAGAUCCCUAGCCCUGGAUGAGAAGGAGGCACAACUCUAUGACAUGAAUGCCAGAAAUCAGCUCACUCUAUGGGGUCCCACUGGGGAGAUCUUGGACUAUGCCAGCAAGGAAUGGGGAGGCCUAAUGGAGGACUACUACACCCAGCGCUGGGGCCUGUUUGUCCAAACGCUGGUUGAGUGUCUGGACAGCGGUCGACCAUUCAAGCAGGACACCUUCAACCAGGCAGUCUUUCAGGUAGAAAAGGGAUUCAUUUACAAUGGUAGAAAGUACCCGACUAAACCUAAGGGAGACACAUACGAGAUCGCUUACAGGAUCUUCCUCAAGUACUACCCACAGGCCUUAAAGAGACUAUAGUGAGAAGAGACUACAUUUUGGAAAAACUUAAAUCACAGCAAGAAGAAUGUGUUCCUUCUCCUCCAGUUUUCCAUGGCUGUCCACAGACAUUUUGAUGUGGAAACUAACAAGCUGAACAUACAGGAUCAAUCAGUUUUGCACAUGAAGUAAAAUAUCUAGUAGAGAAUUGUGCAUGGUGUAGGGAAAUAAUUUUUAGUUAUGCAUAGAUACUGUUCACAAAUCCAACUAGUCCUCAUGAAUAAGGAGAAAGUGGGAAAUUAUGACUUUCUAAUGUUUGUGUGAAAGUAUUGAUUUGGUAAACUCUUGGUACCGUGUUUCAGCUGGCAUUAAAGAAACUGAUUUUACACCUAUUCACCUUUUCAGAGUGAGAUGAGAAGAUUGAUAUCAAACUCCCGUCGAUUUGUUCAGCACAGAGGUCAGAAUGUGGUUAGCCCAGCUUAGCACAAAAUUUGGACCCACGAACAACAGGUAGCCUUCCUCUGACCAAAGUAGACAUGUCGUUUUUACAUAAUUUUCUUAACCAUUAUUUCGCAGAGUAAUUGAUUAAUAAUCAAUUAUUCAAAAAAUAAAGCAUAAGAUAUUCCUUAAGCUGAUAGAACUGUUUAACAUGGACAUGUAGAAUCUGUCGUGAAAGCCGCUUAGUUCCAUUAGUCCCUUAGCUAUAGGGAUGUUGUUGUAGCUUUCUGCUUUCCAAAACGGAACUGCUUGUAGUCACGACAACAGCCUCCACAUUUCACUACAAUAUUAAACACAGCAGACUAGCUGCAGCCUUCCAUCUCACUAACCAGUCAGAGGCUCCACUUGGUGGUACAACCAGGCACUACAACUAAUGUAUCAUGCAUUUUUUGACGUGCGUCAUUUGCCUUCUGCCUUAUCUUUUAAUAUAUUUUUAAUUGGUUAGAUUUUUAAGGGGGUGCACAGUGCCGUGGUGUUUAGCAUUUUUGCCUUGCAGCUAGAAGAUCCCCGGUUUGCGUCCCGGCCUUGCCGGGAUCUUUCUGCAUGGAGUUUGCAUGUUCUCCCUGUGCAUGUGUGGGUUCUCUCCAGAUACUCCGGCUUCCUCCUACAGUCCAAAAACAUGCUGAGGCUAAUUGAUUAUUCUAAAUUGCCCAUGGUUGUGAAUAUGAGUGUUUAUCUGUACAUGUGGCCCUGCAACAGACUGGUAACCUGUCCAGGGUGUCCCCUGCCUUCGCCCCAAGUCAGCUGGGAUAGACUCCAGCCCCCCCAAUUAAGCGAUGUAUAGAUGAUGGAUGGAUGGAUAGAUUUUUAAGACCAAUUAAUUGAUAAAUGAUUAAUCAUUAACAGCCCUAAUCCAAAGUAAUAACUUCUGCAAUUAUGUAAUCUCAGGCAGCUGACAAACCUGCUGUAUGCCUAAAAUUUGCAUUUGUGGCUGCUCCUACUGUGCACAGCAACUUGUUGGUGAUUGGCUGUUUGUGUGGUACCACCAGCCAAUCACUUUCUUACUUCUUUCAAAACAAACCACAAUCACGCAACUGACACACGAAUAAAGAUCAGAAAGAUAUUAAAAUGAGGAAGAAAAUAUGGUGAGAAAACCACUGUAAAAUUGUACACUUCACUUAACGUACAGGAUCAAACAAGCGAAAUACAGCGUGUUAACUUAGACGUGUUGGUGUGCUUUCAAACUUUGGACUGAGUCAUGCCCCGUUCUUCCAGUCUUUAUGCUAACCCAGGCUAACCAAGUUGUUAUUUCAUUUCUGUACUCAACACAGAUGUGAAAUAAUCUCAAUAUUUUCAGAUGACAGAUGUGCACUGAACUGUCUUAAGUACCAGCAAACAUUUGCUCAUAAAUGAGAUGACAUUUUUAUAAAGUGAUACUUCAUUAUACACAUUAGUCUAAAGUUAAUUUAGAUAUUUAUUCUGAGCAAAAUAACUGCCAGUACUGUUUCAUAGACAUUAGAAACAUCAGAAAAGUAGUGUAGUGCCAUAAUUAUCAGUCACUUUGGAUGCCUUUGGUCUUGCAUACUGUAUUUUCGACUUACUUUACAAUUUCAUGCCUAUGUGGUGUGUGUGAUUGGGUGCUUCUGAGAUGCAAUGUAGAGGUUUGAUGAACAGAGGAGUUGGUUUAGUGCUGAGUCAUUGAGCCGACAAAUUGGCUUAUGGUGUACCUGAGUAGGUAGCUUUCAUGUCUUCUUGUCCCUGGAUGAUUUUUCUGAUAAAAAUGAUAUAUUUUUAUAUAAUAAUUAAGAGGUUUCAAUCUGUGCCAUUUCACAUGUACAUCGACUACUUUGUGAAAAAUGCUAUUUUAAUGCAUCACAUUGCCUACCUUCACAUUGUCUACUGAAGUGUUGUGAUGUGUUUUCUUUUGGAUAAAUGUAGUUUCAGUACAAUGCCAGUAUAAAGAGAAUACUUUGAAUACUAUAUGAGCACUGAUGUUCAUAAUGUGCGAAUAAAUGUUCAACGUUGCUCAAUGUUAGUCUGUGGAUUGUACAAAUGCUAUUUUUGUAUUUGAAUUAAUUAAAGAGAUAUCCUAAAAUUUA
Messenger RNA from Amphiprion ocellaris (clown anemonefish), 4829 nucleotides. It is a transcript of the gene naglu, whose product is annotated as N-acetylglucosaminidase, alpha. The record is from RefSeq and is a predicted model, not a curated record. Lineage: Eukaryota; Metazoa; Chordata; Actinopteri; Pomacentridae. The transcript is spliced from 6 exons. Bases 79 to 2334 code for a protein of 751 amino acids.